Molecule: messenger RNA, 3219 nt
Organism: Wickerhamiella sorbophila
Lineage: Eukaryota; Fungi; Ascomycota; Dipodascomycetes; Dipodascales; Trichomonascaceae
Exons: 1
Coding region: 1-3219 (1072 amino acids)
Source: RefSeq, a predicted model, not a curated record
AUGGCUAUCUGGAACGCCGUGAAAAACAUUCGAAUUGAAAAACGAUCAAAGGGCGCCAACGCGCUCAUCGAACUGGUGACUACCCGCUCGUCCCGGUUCCAAACAGAGCUGGUUGCGCUCAGACCUUUAACCCCACCCGGCGAUUCUCGACGUGCGCUGGAAGCGGUGAUUAGUGUCAUGCGUACACUCCCUGUGAACAUUAAAGGCAUGGAAUUCUGGUGCAACGAUGCCCAGCAAGCCUUCUGCUCCUAUAUCGAUAGCUUCGUUUACGAUGUCCCACAUGCACAGCAACGAAAGGCUCCUUUCAUCUAUCUUGAAGACCUCAAAGACAUUUUACAAAUCGCCGAGUCUCGUAUGUCUAUGCCCAUGGGUGUGCAGACCAUCACUAACCUCUGCUUGGCCGCACGUCGCACGUUGAUCGUGCAGAUCUCGGCCUUGAACACCAGUAAUUUCGAUUUCGGCUAUGCUCGUAGCCUUCAAACGAACAAACUUGUGUCUGCAUCAUUCGAUCCUGUUAAUAUUAUUGAGCGCCAGGUGUUUGAUCUAGUGCUAUCCUCUUCCUCCUUUGCUGAGUUGAACCUUUCUUGCGUUGCCGAGCUUUUGAUCAUCCGGAGCCAUGGGAAUAAUUCGCUAGCAAUUUGCCGUGUCGAAACUACCGGCCAACGCAGCCUAAUGUUCCCAAAUUUCCGUGGCGACGAAUUCAAGGUCACACGCACAGCGGACACUAUUACACUGUCUUCUCCAAGCCACUCAUUUUCCUUCCAGAGUCAUACAGAUGAGUUGGAGCACUGGUACGUGAUUUUGCGCAACCUUUUUGACGCCGAGACUAGCGGCACUAAUAGCAGAAACGAGUACGACAGCCUUGGUAUUUCCAUCACGAAGAGAGAUCAUAAAAUGAUUGCUGAGCAGCAGUUGGUUAGGGAUGAGUCGUAUGACUCGUUCACUCCUAAACCAUCUGGACUGACCAAACGAGAAGUUUCAUUGAAUAAUUUGAAACGCAUUUCAAUCGGGUUGCCCUCCGGGCUCACUGAUGACCUCAAAGAGAUGCUCAAAGAUCUCCAGGAAGAGGAACAGGAGAGAACUGAAAUACCAGCCCAAGCUUUGGCUGCUCCAGUGCUUCCACCACAGGUGACCAACACCCCAAGCCCAAGUAUCCUCUAUGCUCAAGCAAGUGACGAGGUCGACACGGAUAUGUUGCAAACUCCGGCUUCGUUAAAGUCAACUGUAGCAAACGCUCCGUUUGUUAUACCGUCCCCUCCUUCAGAAAGGCUCAAUGGAAAACAGCCAUCGCCGGCAGAGAUAGAGCGGGCGAACGAAGCACGUCGCAGGAUUGGCAAUUCGAUUUUGGCGCGUGAAAUGCGUGAGCGUCAGGAAAAGGUAUCCCAACCAGUGCUAUCGAAGUCAUAUUCUGCUGCAAGCAAUGAUUCCGCCGCAACUUCAGUCCUCUUCUCAAGCAACGGUCUCAUCCCCUGCUCUGAGUCAUUAGCGUCAUUAACCAGCAAGUCCGUUCCAAACGUGUCGGUCAUUCCUACGCGUCCUUGGGCAACCAAUACGGCGGCCAACAGUUGUGAAAGCCUGCCUACAGACAUCAACAAAACGGAGGUACGUCAACCCCCUAGCAUUCCGCCUCCUGCACCUGUCACCAAACCUGCACCCAUCAGCGCACGUCUUACUGCUUCACUGACACCUGUAGAUUUACGUGCAGAAUCUGCUGGCACCACAAAGAGCGCAUUGACAUCAGAUACUGACACGAGUUCUAGCACCGAUGUCGAGAGCUCGGGUGAGAGCAGUGUGCCUGAGGAGAGCAAGAAGGCCAAGUUCAAGUCUUUUAUGAAAAAGCUUAAGAUGGAAAUGUCUGACCCUAAAACGCUUUCAGCCAAGGCCGAUGAGCGGACUGAGGAUGCCGCACCUCCUGCAGAAGUUACUGCACAGGAGACUGCAGCUCUCCCCGUGUCUGAGACACCAGCAGUUGAACCGGAGGUAAAACCCCUUGCGCCCCAAAUUCAAUCGCGUGCCAAGGCCAGCUCCACAUACCAGAGACCCCUUUACGCUCUUUACAAGUCGACCUCCAUGCAAAGUUUGAACUCCAACUUAUCCCGGCCCGAGUCCUCAGGCUCGGGCUUGGGCACAGCAGUAUGCUCUGAUUCAAACAAUCGCACAAUUGCAGUGGGAGCACAGUUUGGUUCCAAUGGAUCACUUGCCUCGUCUGCGGGAUCUUACCAAUCUAUGCGUUCUCUCAGGUCUUCUGCACGAUCUGUGGAUACUUUGCACACUAGUGUAGGUUCUUCCAAAACUUGGGAGAGUUUCUUGAAUGGAGUCAAGGACGAGGCCGUGAAGACGGUUUCUCAGGCAAAUUCUGAUCGCAGCAUCCGGGAGGAAGCAGCCAGAAAGCUACGUCAACAGGAAGAGAAGCGUGUCGAAGAGAUAAAGCUUGCUGGAGAAAAGGCCAAGCAGGAACAGGCCAAACGCACUCUUGAUCCUGGAUCUGUGGGCCUUGUUACAACCACCGAACCAGCUAUUCGACGCGUUGUGGAAGGGGCUAGACGCCAAAAGGCGGAAGAGGACGCUGUCUUCAUGGCCACUGCUACGACGCAGUCUAUUGCGGUGCCUAGAGUGCGCGAAAUACGCACUGCAAAGUCCAUUGACAGUAUUAGACCUGCCUCGACGACCUUUGUUUCACCCACCUAUCGGGGGUCAGCGACAUUUGGCACUAACUUCUCUUCGCUCUCUACGCCCACACUCACGACCUCACAGCUGCCGCCAGGCAUGUUCAGCGCUCAGCUCUGGGUGUCCAAGUGGACGGUUAGCCGUUGGGUGCCACUUUCGCAGAUGGAGCUCAAAAUCGAGCUUAUUCCUCUCGGACGUGGGAUUGCCAAGGUUAACGUACACUCUUCUUCUGACAUCGUCCAGCUCACUGUCGGAGGGGGUGCAGAUGUUCGCCGGUCUGGCCGUCAUGACAUCCAGGUCCGUAUCGGAGAGGAGACAUAUAUGUUCCGCGCCCGGGCUGCUGACACCGCCAACAAGUUUUACGCGUGUAUCUCUGCCGCUCGCACCCACGAACCGUCUCUGGCCGGGAGCAAGGACUCUGAUGACGUUUCUAUUUCUACCUUGAGCACAUCUGAUGCUGAGAUGCGACGAAGAACCUACGUCCCGCCCUCUCUCUGUAAACCCCGCCGGGCGAUAACAGUCUCUUCUUCGACUAUUUAUGAGGAGACAUGA